UGGUAGCACCGCUGAACUCUAUGUGGUUGUGAGGUUAGGUUCAGAUUUUUCUUAUUAGCAAAGAAUUCUGAAUUUAAAAUGCCAUUUAUGAAAGGACGGGCUCCUAUAAGAAGAACAUUACGAUAUUUAGAAGCGGGGAGAUUAGUUUUAAAAAACGAAAUAAAAAUUUUUACAAUAAAUUACAACACUUUGGGGCCUCACCAUACAGGCACAGAGGAAUUCGUUUUUUGGUACCUUCCGCAAAUUCAGUACAAAAAUCCAGAUGUACAAAUAGCGACAUUUAAAAAUAUGACACCUUCUCCAUUUAUUCGCUGUUUUUACGAAGCCGGUCAUCAGAUGUUAAUUGAAUGUGAUAGCAAAUCCAAGGAGGAGAUACAUGAACAUUUACUGAAAGUGGUCGGAAAAUCUGAAGAGGUUCUGAAACAAGAAGCGAUAGCUAGAGAAAAGAAAGAUAAUCCCGCUAAUUUCGGUGUCGGUUGUGAACGACAUUGCAUUUGCGAAAUUAAUGGACAAUUAACAUGUCCUCAAAUAGUUCCACUUCCUUUUCACAUGAGGGGAAAACAUAAAAAUGCGGAGAAAGAAUAAAAACAGUUUGUAGAUAUUGUAGUUUUAAUGACUGUUUGUAUAAUUUGAAAGUAAGGUGUAAUGAGCACCAGACAAAUGGGGAUUGUUGGAAAAUUGAUGCUGGUAAAAGUUAAUUGUACUUCAUCUUUGAAUUUAUAAUAAAAUGCAAAAUUCGA
Messenger RNA from Photinus pyralis (common eastern firefly), 740 nucleotides. RefSeq names its product probable 28S ribosomal protein S25, mitochondrial (gene mRpS25). Bases 79 to 585 code for a protein of 168 amino acids. The transcript has 4 exons. Gene Ontology annotation, cellular component: mitochondrion. NCBI's taxonomy places the organism in Eukaryota, Metazoa, Arthropoda, Insecta, Coleoptera, Lampyridae. The record is from RefSeq and is a predicted model, not a curated record. Gene Ontology annotation, molecular function: structural constituent of ribosome.